Clupea harengus (Atlantic herring) is the source of this 3747-nucleotide messenger RNA. It is a transcript of the gene khdrbs3, whose product is annotated as KH RNA binding domain containing, signal transduction associated 3. Gene Ontology annotation, molecular function: mRNA binding. The record is from RefSeq and is a predicted model, not a curated record. Gene Ontology annotation, cellular component: nucleus. Gene Ontology annotation, biological process: regulation of alternative mRNA splicing, via spliceosome. Lineage: Eukaryota; Metazoa; Chordata; Actinopteri; Clupeiformes; Clupeidae.
AAUUUUUACCGCAACCAAUCGUUAGAGGACCUGGGACGUACCGUCGUUGCCAGUGGAUACAACAGGGGGAGCUUCAAAGAGCUUGUUUACAGAGCCGCGAGAGAUUCUGCUCAGAGGGGUUUGCCCGUGAACGACUGAGCAAAAGCCUCACAGAUGGGAUAACGGAAUUCCGCAGAAACUAGUGCACACACGUUUUUCAUGGCUGACACAGCAUAACAAACUAGAUUAUUUGUAAUGUUUUAACACACGUUACGAGAGACACCACUUGUUUCUUUUUAUUUUUGAGAUUGGCCGCUGCUCAUUUUGGCGGCGCAAACUGAGAAAGCGGGAUAUCUUUAUCCGAUCCUAUCGUGUUCGCCUGGACCAAAGGUGCUGAACGAAAUGGAUAACGAAAAGUACCUCCCAGAGCUCUUGGCAGAGAAGGACUCUCUCGACCCCUCAUUUCAGCAUGCAUUACGGCUCCUCGAUCAAGAAAUCGACAAAGCUAAAAAAGAUGACGACAAUGAAGACGAGAAGUUUAUCGAUGUCGUCGUAAACAAGAACAUGAAGCUUGGACAGAAAGUGUUGAUACCCGUCAAACAAUUCCCAAAAUUCAACUUUGUUGGCAAACUCUUGGGCCCACGUGGGAACUCGUUAAAAAGGCUACAGGAAGACACGCUCACAAAGAUGUCCAUUCUCGGCAAAGGAUCUAUGAGAGACAAAGAGAAGGAAGAGGAGCUACGGAAGAGCGGAGAGGGCAAAUAUCAGCACUUAAACGAGGACCUGCACGUGCUGAUCGAGGUGUUCGCCCCGCCGGCCGAAGCCUACGCCAGGAUGGGCCACGCGCUGGAGGAGAUCAAGAAGUUCCUCAUUCCGGAUUACAAUGAUGAGAUUAGACAGGCCCAGCUGCAAGAGCUCACGUACCUGAAUGGUGGUUCAGAGGAUGCCAAGGUGCCAGCAGUGAGAGGCAAGCCGUCAACGCGGGUACGAGGGACACCUGCUCCUGGACCUCCCAGGACUCGAGGUGGAGUGCCCCCCCCACAGGCGGCAAUGCCCCGUGGCGUAGCUCCCAGAGGCGCCCCUCCAAGCCGAGUGCCAUCCAGCAGAGGAAGAGGGGGGCCAGCGCAGCGGGCACGAGGGGCACCCCCGCCCGCCGGCUACAGACCCCCACCGCCCAUAGUGCAAGACACGUACGGGGAGUAUGAGUAUGACGAUGGGUAUGGGACGGCCUAUGACGAACAGGGAUAUGACGCCUAUGAAACCACCUACAGCACUCAAAGCUCAGACGACUAUUAUGAAUAUGGGCACGGCAUCAGCGGGGAGUCGUAUGAAUCAUACGGUCCGGAAGAGUGGACAAACACCCGCAGCAAGGUCCCCUCAGCACGGACCACCAAAGGAGUAUACCGGGAACAGCCAUAUAUCAGAUACUGAACUGUUUCCCCCCCACCCCCACAACCUGCAGAGACAACAUCACGGGUCACCCCCAAAGUAAUGGAUUUUCUAUGGACUAUCCCCUCCUUUUUAAAAUAAAACACAAAAAGAACACAAAAAUGAACCAAAAUAACACAAAAAACAACCAAACUGGAGAGGAGAGCCACCCUGAUUGUAAACUGAGUUGACGAUGAAAGGCGUUGGAGGAGGAUGACAAAAAUGACCAUUACUUAUUCCCGAGAAGGACUGAGAGGACCGGUAUACGAUUAGAUGAGUAAGCAAGUAAACUCUUGAUUCUUUACAGUAAAUAAUUCUAUGGUUAUCGGGCAAGAUAGAGGGGGGGUUAAUUUCUUUGAAGGUGUUAAUUAUUUAUCCUAGAGAGGUGAGAUCACAUGUACAAUAGAUGAUGUCUUUUUUUUCUCGCCUCGCUAAUGGGUGAUUGGUUUUUAAUGUGUCCCUUGUAAAUUCUACUUUAAUGAAAUAUCUAGAGGAGAAGGAGAAGUGAAAUCAUAAUGCACAUAUUGCUGUGUUCCUUCCGUUUUUUGUAAUUGAAAGUUCUUCAGAAUUAAGGGGCUUAUAGAAGUAUGUCGUGAAAUCAUUGUGCAGAAUUGUUUUUACUUUUGAUUAAUCCAGGAACAAAAAUGGGGGAAAAAAUCCUUACAUGGUGUAAAUGUUUCUGAUUUUGUGUUCAACUUUCUGCCCAUUAAUCAUCCACAUAGUAGGAUCUCUUUUUUCUGUUGUUCCCAGAAGAUAAGUCAUCUACAUAGGCGCUUCAGUAUAUUUUUGUGUCUUCUUAUCCUGACAGAUUCCGUUCUAUCAGGGAUAGAGUAGAAAUGCUGACCCAUAAAAGCAAGCCGAACCACAUUCUGCUAAUCAUCAUUUCCCAUAUAAAUUGUAUAAAAAAAGACAAAAAAUAUCACUGUAAUUCAGGUAAGGCUUUUAGUCCUGAGAUAUAAGUAGGAGUGUUAUCAUUGUGCGCUUGUGUAAGCCCUUUAAUCCUUACUAUUUGGUUGAUGCUAUAAUAAAAAUUUUGAAAGAAUAUCCAUGUGUUUGAGAGGAACCUCUGUUUUUUAAUGCUUAUUCUGAGGAAAAGCACAAUAAUUUAAACUAAUAUAUAACACAUUACUAACUACUUUUUAAAAAGAUUUGGGGAUCUUGUUCCUGUACAUGCAUUUACAUGGUAGGCUUUUAAAGACAAUGUAAAAAUGCUUAAAAUUCAAUAAAAAAAGAAUUUUAACAGCAUGCAAAGCAAUUCCCGCUAAGUUUCUUAAAAAAUGAAAGCAGAAAAGUGGCUGAUAAUGUAGUCGCCCUUUUAUCUACAGCAAUAUGAUUAAUUUAUCUAAUCAAUACUUAAUGCUGCUCAGUAUUACCCAUGUGAUUUAAAUAGACCACCAGUCUAGUUUAAGACUGUAAGUGAUGAGAUAUUUAGAUAGCCCAGAAUGUAUUUUUUCCCAGUCUAUUUUUCACUUGCUUUGAUAUCUGUUAAUGUCUUGUUCUUAGUCAGGCUGAGAUACUCAGAAGGCACACAGCCGAACCAACCCAAUUCUGGCCAUGUUCAGAUAUGGUUUUAUGGUUUCCAUAGCAGUCACAAUUCAGUGUUUAGUAAUGCAGAGGUUCAAAUGCUUUGCAACAUCUCCCUUAAGACUUCUGUAUGUUCUUCUGUAUGCAAUUCUAUGGCAUUAAGAAAUGUCUGCUAUUUGGCCACAGAAAGAGCCAUACCAGUAAUUUCAUGCAUUUUCAGCAGCUAGGAUUUCCACAUAGUCUGAAACGUGUGCUUUUAUUAAGACUGAUGAAGCCAUCAGUGGUCCUAUAACAUUAUAAGACGUCUACAGUACUCAAUGUUAUCUCUUUUAAUGCACCUUUUGAGGUUUGUUUUAUGUUCCUUUUGGAGGACAAAGGGAUUUGGAAGGAGAAGGGGAGGACUUCCAUUUUUCUGUUGUUGUUUUGCUCUCUCUUCCUGCCUGUGGUCAUGUGACCUCUCCCAGUGCUCUAAAGGGCCCCGCCCCCCCUCCCCCCACUCUUAAUGACCCUCGCUGACCUCCGCAGAGAGAGGAUGGCAGUAGCUGUUUAAAAAGACCUCCGUUUGACAAGGUAACCAAACCUAACCCGCUUAACUACACUCUUAAUGAAGCUCUAAUGACAUACAAUAAACAUAAACACCAGUCCAAAUAAGGAAGUGUUACUAAUAAGAUGACUUCAUUACCUCUUGUCUCGUUAAAAGUUUUAAAAAAAAGAAAGAAAGAAGAAGUAGAAAAAAACAACAAGAAAAUAAAACCCCCCUUUUUAUGGUGUGAAUACUGGGGAAUAAUUAGAUGACAUUAAAAGUGGUAAAAAGAA